Molecule: messenger RNA, 888 nt
Organism: Dentiscutata heterogama
Lineage: Eukaryota; Fungi; Glomeromycota; Glomeromycetes; Diversisporales; Gigasporaceae
Source: the annotation of a GenBank genome assembly
AUGCAUUUUGACGGCUUCUUUCUCGAGUUAUUAGUUAAUGGACAACCAUUAAAAGAACUUAAUAUACCUAUAAAUGAAGCAACGGAAACCGCAAUACCGAAAUCUUAUGUUUUAAGUGGGAUUUUUAAAGAACGAAAAUAUAGCCCUAAUGUCACGUACGCGGCAAUUUUUAUACCCGGUACAAGAUUUGAAGUGAGAUUCGCUUCCGCUUUUGCGAUCAUAGAUACACCAAUUAUGGCCUUUGUCCAUGUAGACGGAUCUCACGAUUACACGCAUCACAUCCUAAAACAAUCAACUUCAAUAACCAGAGAUGGAUUCUGGAAUCCUAGUCGAAAUAAAAAACUUUUCUUCAAAUUCUCAUCUGCAACCUCAUCCACAACUUCAUCCACAAAAUCAAAUGUGAAUGAUGUUUGUUCAGGAUUAGGUACGGUAUCCGUUUAUUUUUAUAAGGCAAAACGAGUACCAAGAGUAAACCAUCGACCACAUCAGUUUGAAAUAAAUCAGAAGAAAGUUGCUGGUUCAAAAAUAUGUUCAGAAAUUAUGUAUUCGACGAUAUUUGAUGAAUAUGAAGAAAGAAUAUUAAAAGGAGGUACUAAUUGGAAGAGAAUAGAUAAGGAUCCUAUUGCAGUUUUACACCUGCAUUAUAGGCCUGUGGAGUGGUUAGUGUCUAGGGGACUGAAUUUAUCGGUCAAUGAAAGGAAAUAUUUGGAGAGGAAUAAGAAGCAGAAGACGAGUGUUAAUAGUAACAAUUUAGCAAAACGACCAAGUCAGGUAAUAGUGAUAAGUGAUGACGAGGAGCCUUCAGAAAAUGAUGUGAUUGAUCUUACAGGUUCCUCUAGGAAAAGGGCAAAAUAUGUAUCUGUUAUCGAGAUUAUAGAUUCCGAUUAA